Molecule: messenger RNA, 2090 nt
Organism: Mercenaria mercenaria
Lineage: Eukaryota; Metazoa; Mollusca; Bivalvia; Venerida; Veneridae
Exons: 2
Coding region: 24-1910 (628 amino acids)
Biological process (GO): positive regulation of DNA-templated transcription
Cellular component (GO): chromatin; nucleoplasm
Molecular function (GO): ubiquitin-protein transferase activity; zinc ion binding
Source: RefSeq, a predicted model, not a curated record
AGUGUGUUACCUGGGUUAACAAAAUGGCGACUGGAGGAGUGAAAGAGACUGACAGACUUUCCGAUGAAACUUUUGAUUUACUGUGUUCAGUGUGUAAAAAGAAAAACAAAACUACAGAAGCUGCCAAGUUCUGUGUGGAUUGUCGGGAUUAUUAUUGUUCAACUUGUGUCAAGUUUCAUGAUGACGUUCCUGCUUUAUCCACGCACAAGAUUCUCGAUAGGGGUCAGUUCCAACCAGGGGCUGGCCAGGUGCUACAAAUGGUUCCUACUGAACGCUGUGACAAACACAGUCACAAACAUGUAGACAUGUAUUGUCAGAAACAUGAUGAUGUUGGCUGUUCUACAUGCAUCGCUGUUGAUCAUAAACUUUGUCGAGAUACAUUCUAUAUACCAGACUAUCUGCGAAACAACAAAAACACGUCAGCAUCUAAGAUUAUAAAUCAGAAACUAGAAACCUCAGAGAAACUCUUGACAGACCAACAUGAAAAUUUCAAACAAGAGAAAAAGUACCUGUUGAAAAGUAAACACCUAUGUUUGGAGGAGAUAAAAGAAUAUAGAAAAGAUAUCAACCAAAGGCUUGAUGUGCUGGAGCAGAACUCUGUAAAAGCUCUAGAAGCAAAAUACAAACCAAAGCUGGACAAACUAGAUGAACAAAUGGCUAACAUUCAGAAAACCAAGGUGAAAAUAUCAUCAGUUAAAGAUGACUUAUCAACUGCAGGUAAUAAUGAAUCACAGAUGUUUGUCAGCACAAAGAAAGGCAAAAAUGUUGCCGAUAAUGCAACCAAAUUCAUGGCUGAAAUAAAAGAGGAAAUAAAGGGAGAGGAUAUAAAAUUUGUAUCAGAACCAAAUCUAAUGUCUAUGUUAACAGAACUUAACCAUUUAGGUCAUUUAGAGGAGAUCGAUACCAGGACACAGUCUAAAAAUGAAUGUAAUAAUGAUAGUAAAACACAUCAAAGUACACAAAGUAACAGUAAGAAACAAGCUCCUAGUGCUACACAAAAAGCAGAAGAGAGUGCUACCAGGCUGAAGUCUUAUGACGGAUAUAAUAAUGAUAGUCAAAAGUAUCAAAGUACUCAAAGUAAAAUGCAAGCUGUUAGUGCUACACAAACAGUUUCCAAUGCUUUAAUGAAUGUCAAAAACAAGAAGCAAUAUAACAUUAGAAUACCAUCAGACAAAAAGGGGUGUGAUAUUUACAGUGUCUGUGACCUUGAUGAUGGAACGAUAAUACUAGCUGACUAUGGCAACAGUAAAUUGAAACAUGUGGACAGUUCAACAUACACUGUCACUGACUACUGUGAUGUAUCUGGUUGGCUAUUCCAAGUAUGUAAGAUCAGUAACCAGGAAGUUGCUGUCAGCUGUGGUGAUAGUAAAUACAUUCAGUUUGUUUCACUUGGAAGUAAAAUGGUACCAACCAAACAGAUAAAAACUGACCAUUGGUGUGUUGGUCUAGCUUAUGCUGCUGGACAUUUGUAUAUUUCAGACGAUACAUCAGUAUACAUAUAUACUGUAUCAGGCAGCAAGCUGCAGCAGUUCUACAUCAAGGACGAGUUUGGACUGAGACUGUUCUCCAACACCCGCAGUCUAGCUGUCAGUAACGAUCGUUCCAAGAUUUAUGUUGCUGACUGGAACUAUGGACUGAUCUCACUGGACAGAAAUGGAAAGCUUCUUGGAAAAUAUAAUGGACCAGAGUUGAAACAAGCUAGAGAUGUUUGUAUAACUAAUAAUGGAAGUGUGCUUGUGUGUGGGUCUUGGUCUAAGAAUGUUUUACAGUUUACACCAGACUGUAAGAAGAUAGGGGAAGUAUUGAAAUGUGAUGCUGGAUGCAGUACUGUCUGCUAUGAUCCUAGACAGAGCAAACUUAUUGUUGGUUGUUAUAAAAAGGACAGUAUUGAUGUGUAUGAUGUUGUUUAGCUAGAGUUAAACACCUCAAACAAAAUGAUCCACUUGUCUACUUCAGACAUUAAUCAACAAAUUUCAUUUUUACCAGUAAAGACAGAAACUGUUCUCCGAUACCUAAGAUUGUCCAAGUUGGAAUUCUGGACAGAAAUGGAAAAGUUCUUGGAAACUUUAAUGGACUAAAGUUAAAACAUG